AUGCGACAUCUCGCCGCAUCGUCCGACCGGAUCAACAUCACAUUGUUCUCAGUUCAUUGCGAUGGAUGCUGUUAUGACAAACGGCUCGGAUGCCCCCCCCUGGGCCUCCCCUCGACCCCAUCGAACGUCCCCCGACACCACCACCACCUCCUCCCGAAGACUCGGGAGCUCCCGCCGCCACCACCAGAUGCUGGCGCACCUCCACCUCCUCCAGAUGACAUUCCUCCUCCCCCGCCCGUGGAGACAAAGAAGAAGAAGCAAGGAUGGGGUGCGAAAAAGCCCUCUGCAGUGCCUUUGAGUGUAGAGGAUCUGAUCCGCAAGAAGCAAGAGGUGGAUGCGGCUUCUGCAAAGCCAAAGUUCUUAUCUAAAGCGCAACGAGAAAAGCUCGCGCUGGAGAAGCGCGCUAAGGAAGUAGAGGCCGAGCGACAAGCGAAGAAGGCACCUGCGACUGGCGUUGAUCGCAAUGGAUUCUCAACUGAGCAACACCCAUCAAAACCCGAGCAGAAAUACCCAGAGAAAAGAGAUUCGAAUGGACAAGUACCAACUGGACCUCGUGCCAUGCGCAGCGAGCGUCAGUCUGGACCUGGACCCUCCCGAAACGGACAACAAUCACGAGGACAAGAUAAGGAAUCAGCGAAAUCAAAGAACGCGAAAGCCGACAAACGUCUUGCAGAGGAAGACGAAGCCGAGGCACAAGCGUCGCUCGUCAAGAAGCAAUAUAUGGGAGCUGAUCAAACCUCCACAUUUUCCGCCAAGAAGAAACGCAAGCGCACCACAGAUCGCAAGUUCAAUUUCGAGUGGAACAUCGAGGAAGAUACAAGUGGAGAUUACAAUCCCCUAUACCAGCACCGACAUGAAGCGAACUUUUUUGGCAGAGGCCGACUCGCAGGAUUUGGAGAAGACAUGGCAGACGAUGUGGCGCGCAAGUAUGCUGACGCCUUGGUAACUCGGGACCAGGAGUCGGGUAGCAUUCGCGCGAAGGAGAUCAUGGAGAUGGAACGCCGUCGUCGUGAGGAAGGCUCGCGUCAUCAGAUCGAUAAGCACUGGAGUGAGAAGAAGUUGGAGCUCAUGCGCGAGCGCGACUGGCGUAUCUUCAAAGAAGAUUUUAAUAUCGCUACCAAGGGUGGCAGCGUGCCAAAUCCGAUGCGGUCUUGGGAAGAGAGUCUCUUGCCGAAGCGCUUGCUGGAGCUGGUCGAUCGCGUUGGAUACAAGGAACCCACUGCGAUCCAACGUGCCGCUAUUCCUAUCGCCAUGCAGUCGCGAGAUCUUAUCGGUGUGGCUGUCACCGGUUCCGGUAAAACCGCUGCAUUCCUACUGCCACUUUUGGUAUACAUCUCAGAGCUGCCACGACUAGACGAGUUCGAGUGGCGCAAAAACGACGGUCCCUACGCCAUUGUUCUCGCACCGACUCGUGAAUUGGCGCAACAAAUUGAAAUUGAAGCCAAGAAGUUUACCCAACCGCUUGGUUUCAACGUCGUUAGUAUUGUCGGUGGUCACUCAAUCGAAGAACAAGCCUUUAGCCUCCGCGAUGGUGCAGAAAUCAUCAUCGCUACCCCAGGUCGUCUAGUCGACUGCAUCGAGCGUCGCAUGCUCGUCCUCAGCCAGUGUUGCUACGUCAUCAUGGAUGAAGCAGAUCGCAUGAUCGAUCUCGGUUUCGAAGAACCCGUCAACAAGAUCCUAGACGCCCUCCCCGUAUCGAACGAAAAGCCCGAUACCGAAGAAGCCGAAAACUCGCGCGCCAUGAGCCAACACAUCAGCGGACGAGACCGUUACCGCCAGACAAUGAUGUACACAGCCACCAUGCCCGCAGCCGUCGAGCGUAUCGCGCGCAAAUACCUUCGUCGCCCAGCAAUCAUCACCAUCGGUGCUAUCGGCGAAGCCGUCGACACAGUCGAACAGCGAGUCGAAAUGAUCCCCGGUGAAGACAAGCGUAAGAAGAGACUUGCAGAGAUUCUUUCUGCGGGAGACUUCCGUCCUCCAAUCAUCGUUUUCGUCAACAUCAAGCGAAACUGUGAUGCUAUUGCUCGCGAAAUUAAACAUAUGGGCUUCUCGUCUGUUACCUUGCACGGUUCCAAGACGCAAGAUCAGCGUGAGGCUGCCCUGGCCUCUGUCCGUAAUGGUUCGACCGAUGUCCUUGUCGCUACCGAUCUGGCUGGUCGUGGUAUCGAUGUCCCUGACGUCUCACUUGUCGUCAACUUCAACAUGGCCACCUCGAUCGAGAGCUACACUCACCGUAUCGGUCGUACUGGUCGUGCGGGUAAAAGUGGUGUGGCUAUUACGUUCCUGGGUGGCGAGGAUUCGGAUGUUAUGUACGAUCUCAAGCAAAUGCUUAUGAAGUCACCUAUCUCGCGUGUUCCGGAGGAAUUGCGCAAACAUGAGGCUGCGCAGUCUAAGCCGAAUCGUGGACAGGCAAAGAAGAUUGAGGAUAGCUCUGGGUUUGGAGGUAAGGGUGGUUGGGCGUAA
This is a messenger RNA of Penicillium manginii, 2463 nucleotides long. RefSeq names its product mRNA splicing protein PRP28 (gene prp28). Gene Ontology annotation, molecular function: ATP binding; RNA helicase activity; RNA binding. The transcript has 3 exons. Lineage: Eukaryota; Fungi; Ascomycota; Eurotiomycetes; Eurotiales; Aspergillaceae. Gene Ontology annotation, biological process: mRNA splicing, via spliceosome. The coding region runs from base 1 to 2463 and encodes 820 amino acids. Gene Ontology annotation, cellular component: catalytic step 2 spliceosome. The record is from RefSeq and is a predicted model, not a curated record.